GAUUCGAAGCUCGAGUGUCAUCCGGCGCUUUUCGAAAUGGUAUGACGAUCGUGCGUCACGACGUCACGCGCGUUCGUGCCCAUAAGAGGAUGGUAGCUAUAGCAAAAUCAUCUAAUCGAUGGAAGUCGUGACACACACACCCACACGCACUUGUCGACCGACUUUGCGAACUUCUACUUUUCGAACAGAAAUAGUAUGCGGAAAAACGAACGGAGAUUCGCAACGAAAUAUUUCGCCCGCGCACGUGCGCGAUCCAAUGUCGCGAGAGUGAAAAUGGGGCUAUUGCGAGCGAUCGAUUCUUAGCGCGAAGCGAGUGCGGUUGUCCGUUGAUCUCUCGGAUCGUUGCUUCUUCUCUCUUUCGCGCGAGACGACGAUGAAACUUUUAUGAGGCCUGCCAUAGCACGACAGUAAUGAAAUGUCGACAUGAAGUCGCUCGUUUUUUAUGUCAUGUGCUUCGAGGGAAGGCAAAUGUAAUACGUACGAGAUUAUUUGACGAGCGGAUUAUCGGAUCAUUGGGGAGAAUUAAAAUUUGAACGGCGACACGGCAUCGAUAAGGGAAUAAAGGUCAAAACUCCGAAACGGGCGAAAUAAUUCUUCGAUUAGUCCGCCGCUGGAAAAUCACUAUAGUUUUCGGGAUCACGUUUGCGCAUAAAUGUAUGUACAUGCACAUUGAUGACCGACGCGGCGCGGAAUUAAAACCUGUGGAAUUUAAACUGGAACAAUCCAACGAGAGGUUUUAAAAACGUAAAAAGGCACAGAGGAUCGCAAAACAUCGCGCGAUGGGCAGAAAGCAGAAGCGCCGCCUGAUACCGGAACAGGACCGUCGGAUUUGCGGCAGCAUAUGCUUCUUCCAGCUCACCUUCGUCAUCAGCUGCGUGGCUUUGGUUUACCUCAGCGUAGCGAUCUACGCGCCAUCGUAUAGAGCUUUCCACGUUGGCAUCGAGCCGGAACCGGUGAUGUGCCAAACCGUUAACGCCUCGAUGGUGAAUAAUUGCGGCUGGACGAGUUGCGGCGAGUGGUGCUUGACGAAGACGAGCGGCUUUUGUCCCCAGUACCACGCGACCGUGAGACGUAAUGGCACCGACGUGAUUUUCGAAAAUUGCACCCAGUUCAGCAGCAUCGCGUGCCCGCAGGUGAAUCUGGGAAGCAUGAAGAGGUACAAUUGUAACAACGGCAGCGAGUGCAGCAUGUUGACGGGGGUGGUCAACUGCAGCCUCGGGCAUUGCUCGGACAUGAGCGAGCUGAUGCUCUGCCAUUACAAGGCCGACGGCGUCAUCAUCGACAGCGAGAAGGAUAAUAUGAAACUGAACGGCUUCUUCAGCUGCCAACACUCCAGAUGCACGAAAAUCAAGAACGCCUUCACCUGCGACCGUUACUGCCCGAACAUUACCACCAGCGACGUGAACGUGUACCUGAUGCAGGACGACAGUAUUAUAUCGGCCAGGUGCUCCCGCGGGAUGGCCUUGAACAGGGCGAACGGUAGCCUACCCGGUAUCAGAUUGGACAAGCCCGUUAAAAUCUGGGACGAGCGGAACGGCAGUAUCGUCGCGAGCUGCUUCGCCGUAACGAAGGACGGCAAUGUCAUCAGCACGGAGGACUGCCUGAACGGCACGCUGUUGGGCGAGAUUCCGAUCCUCGAACCGUUCAUUAACUUCACGAGCUUCCUGAAAAUUUAUGAAAAAAGCCUGCGGCACCCGGCGGAUCCCACGAACGCUUAUGUCCCGGCGCAGCAGUCUUUGACGAUCUACAAUAGCUCGCGGUUGUACAUCAAUCUCGAGCGUUGCGUCAACACUUUGAGAGGCGAGUGCAAACAGUUCCAGCUCACCCACGGCCGCGACGGCGAUAAUCAGACCGCGCAGAGCAGAUAUCCCUGUUAUUACAAUAAGAACAACUCGUUAUUCGUGGUUGCACGUUUCGAUCUGAGGAAGACGCGAAUGGAGCUGCUGAUCGCCAUUAUCGUGCCGGCCGGGCUGUUCGUCAUCAGCGUGAUCACCCUGAUUGUCAUUUCGCGAUCGGUGCAGGUGGGAGACGACGCGAAGAUGCGCUGCAGGUACUGCGUUGACAAGCAAGAGGUCCAGGGCGAGGACCAAGGACUCGUCGAGGCGACGUCCUCCGCGGCUCAAAGCCCGGCGAAUGAGAACGAGAUCAGAAGUAUGGCCCUUUAGCAGUACAAGCCGCUUGGCAUGGGCGGUACGCUGGGUUACGAAAGGUUGCCGUUGAUCGACAUGGACGAGGAUUCCUUUUAGAAAACGCGACACUUGGCUUUCAAGGGGUCGCCACACCGGACAGAUCCAUCCAAGAAGAAAGAUCUUGAGAAAGACAUUCUUUUAAAAAUCAAGUUCGAACAAAUUGACGUGUUAAGCAAAAGUCAGAUUCUCGGAUGGACAUUAACGUCGUCUUCCGGAAUGAGGUGCAGUCAAUUUUUCUACAGUUACAAUAAUCAUUGUAAUGACUGUGGGCGUCACAAUGAUGUGACUGAUGGUCGUGCUCGAGAUGGAAUUAAAUUCAAGUGAUCUCUGCCAAUGAAACUCAUCGAAAGUAAACCCAUUCGGGGUCCAAGUUAAUAUUAUUGACUCUCUAGUACUAUACAUAUGUCGAUCCGGAUACAUUUACAUGCUCACUGUUGCCUUCGAUGUAUCGCUAUCACAUUGUUUGCGCGCAAGACAAAUGGAUUGACACUGGCAUCACAAUCGUCGAUAGCUUUAAGAUUUUGCCUCCAAAUAUACUUAGGAUACUUUCAUUAAAGUACAUGUGUGACACGCGAUUGUUUGCUGCCGCCGUGUUUUCACGAAUGAUAUCUAACAACGGUCGCGUCAAACAAUCGUCCCCGCGCGAUGUGCGCGGAUAAAGAAAUAUGGACCGCUCAUUAAUCAACGAAGACAAAGCGGAAUAAGUGACGGAACGAAUGGAUUAACGCUGAGGUAUUCACCGCAGUACUUCGCGAAAACACCCAUUUUUUUACGCGGUAAUCGCAAUCCUCGCGUAAAACGCGAAAUAAACAAGCUUAUUUUCAUGUACAACGUAUAGGAUAACACGGCGAUUUAGCGCUCGUUUAAUAUUCGCUUGUCAACGAACGUGCAUUUAUAUUUUUUCUACAUCCACUUUUUGUGCUACACACCGUAGUUAACUUCGUAUUACUAUGAUCAGAUACAUCUAAUACCGCUGGUGAAAACAUUCAAUGCGAUUUCCUAUUCCCGAUACGCGAACCCGAGUACUACGACUGCCUAAGCGUAAAUUAUAUUGUGUACAGUGUAUUGUGCUACGUACUUGUGAUACACGAGUAUUAGUACCUUGCGAUGUAAAUAUAUAAAUAAUAUAAUAUAGCAUAACAUGUUAUAAUAACGUAAUAUAACAUGCUUUCAGCGAGACAUUUAUAUACAUAUUCGUGGUGAUGGACAUUGCCUCAAUUUUCGUGCCAGUUUCGUGUCAGCGUGUGUUUCGAGUCAAUCAAAAAUGCAUCAAAAUAUAAUCCGUCGUAUAAUAAAUCGUUGAGAUACUUGAUACAAAUAACAAAUAUUAGUGGUACGAAUUUUUAUAACAAGAGAUUGUAAUAACGCAAUGCGAUAAAAUUAUUUUUCGUUUUCCAUUUUACUGCAUUAAUUUCACACUUUUGCUCUUUAUUACAUUUUUCUUGCUAAGAUAAAAUAAUCUUUUUUUCAGAUAAAUAAUUACUGCAGAAAGUCAUAAUUUAAUUUCCUAUCUGAUCUUCAUUCUCACAACGAUUUAAUUUCAUAUCUGAUUUUCAUUCUCGCAACGACGCCAGUUAUUGAUUAUUUUAUUUCGUUAGAAACGCUUUAGUUUAUAACCAAAACCUAAGAAAGAAUUGAAAUAUACACUCGCAUAAAGCAAUGUAAGAUACCGAUUUAAAAUAGUUAAUAAGUUAAUAUAAUCUCACACACGUAACUACACAUGCGCACGCAAGAAGAGAAAUUAGCUAGAAACAAUGAGGCAGCAAGGAAAAAAGACUUUUCUGAUGUCACUAUACUCUAUGUGCCUUCUUCCGCUUUCGAUGGAGCCAAUAAAAUGUACCUACCAACAUCCGCGAGAACUAAGAGACACAGGAAGUAACUCGAAGGAAACAACCCUUUCGGAAACGAAUGUCGCAGUUCUGUUACUUCUGUUCCGUGAUAAAAGUAGCGGAGUUCCGGUUAGUACAUAAAAGUCUAAUCUCGCGUGUAUUUCUUUCUAUCUGGAGGUCAUUAGAUUGAUCAUGUAGUCGUAGGAGCAAUGUGAUCGACGUACGAUACUUUGACGUUGAAAACGGGCGAAGAGGUAGCUAAUGAACCAAACGAACGAUUGCAGUAAUUAGCGAAGCGAUCAUCGAAACGAUCUUUAAGGAACACCGAUUAUAAGGGAACAAUGCAAGACUAGUAGUUGGCAAAUGAAUAUACGAUUAUGCAAAUGACGAACAAUUGUAUUAUAUAUGAUUAAUUAUCUGUCUGACUAGAGAAAGGGCUAAUCCUCUUUGUAUGUAUAAAAUUAUUGCUGAUAGCUUAGUAUAUAUGUAUAUAAGUAAUACAAUUCUGUGGUAUGCCUUCAUGUCAAAUACAUUUGUGACAUAUAUAAAUGUGCCGACUAAAAUAUUAUUUCUCUUUUUUUAAAAUAAAGUUUCUUCAAACGUA
Messenger RNA from Vollenhovia emeryi, 4622 nucleotides. RefSeq lists its product as uncharacterized. Lineage: Eukaryota; Metazoa; Arthropoda; Insecta; Hymenoptera; Formicidae. The transcript has 5 exons. Gene Ontology annotation, biological process: regulation of sodium ion transport. The coding region runs from base 780 to 2165 and encodes 461 amino acids. Gene Ontology annotation, molecular function: sodium channel regulator activity. The record is from RefSeq and is a predicted model, not a curated record.